AUGAUUGUGGAGCAGACCGGCGCGGGCAGCCGCGCUGGGGUUCAUGUCUCUCCAAUCGAGGUAUUUACGCGGAGAGGCGGUGUGAUGCGCCAAGGCGGUGCGCCUGUUUACACGCACAGCGCAGAGGCCGUUCGUAAUCCCUGGCAUUCAAGUUCCGCUUUAAAACGGUGGUAUCAUACAUUCGUUGACGGGGCCGCUUUGCUCACAACCAUCCCCCCUGCUCGUCGCCAGCCCCGCUCCCCAGCAUCUAAUACAUCUAUUCACGCACGUCGCCGCACAACCGCCCCCGAGAACCAUGUCGGAAAUCAAAGGAACCUUGUCAUCGUUGGUGAUGGUGCUUGCGGAAAGGUCCAUGUACCCAUCGUGUUCCGGAACUACGUUGCCAAUGUCGAGGUCAAUGAUAGACGAGCCGUAACCCCCGAAGAGGGUAUGGCAGUCGCCCAGAAGAUCGGGGCAAAGCACUACCUCGAGUGCUCCGCCAAGUCGGGUGAGGGCGUCCGCGAAGUCUUCCAGUACGCCACCCGCGCCGCACUGCUCAGCAGAGGAAAGGGCAAGAAGAGCCACCAUUGCAUCGUGUUGUAG
Messenger RNA from Psilocybe cubensis, 582 nucleotides. RefSeq lists its product as uncharacterized. Lineage: Eukaryota; Fungi; Basidiomycota; Agaricomycetes; Agaricales; Agrocybaceae. The record is from RefSeq and is a predicted model, not a curated record. Bases 1 to 582 code for a protein of 193 amino acids. The transcript has 4 exons. Gene Ontology annotation, molecular function: GTP binding; GTPase activity.